Messenger RNA from Humulus lupulus (European hop), 1119 nucleotides. Its product is annotated as GDSL esterase/lipase At1g71250. Bases 13 to 1119 code for a protein of 368 amino acids. The transcript has 4 exons. The record is from RefSeq and is a predicted model, not a curated record. Gene Ontology annotation, molecular function: hydrolase activity, acting on ester bonds. Lineage: Eukaryota; Viridiplantae; Streptophyta; Magnoliopsida; Rosales; Cannabaceae.
GUGAUAAAGAAAAUGUUGGAGGAAGGACAUCGGUGGUGGUGGUUAUGGUUGGUGGGUGUUCAUGGCAUAUUAAUGGCGGCGGUUGUUUCGUCAGACACACUAGUGGAGUCACCACAUGUUCCUGCGAUGUUUGUUUUUGGGGACUCCUUAGUUGACGACGGCAACAACAACUUCCUUAGCUCUAUGGCCAGAUCUAAUUAUUAUCCUUAUGGAUGCGAUUUCAGUGGAGGCGCUACUGGCAGAUUCACCAAUGGCAGAACUGUUGCCGAUAUGCUUGGAGCUCUUCUUGGUCUUCCUUAUGUACCGGCGUUUGCAAAUCCAACUACGGUGGGAAGCAGAAUACUUGGAGGAGUUAAUUAUGCAUCGGCAGCCGGUGGCAUCUUGGAUGAAACAGGCCAAAAUUUGGGACAACGAUACGGGCUUAGCCAGCAGGUUGUGAACUUUGAGAUUAGUUUAAACGAGUUGAGAGGAAUGAUGAGCGCAACGAACCUAACACAGUAUUUGGCCAAGUCCAUAGCCAUUGUUGUGGUGGGAAGCAAUGACUACAUCAACAAUUACUUGCUGCCUGGAAGCCUCUACAGCUCCUACAAUCCCCGCGACUAUGCCAACCUCUUGCUCAAUCGCUUUGCCCGACAGAUCGUGGCGCUCCACAGCGUCGGGCUGCGCAAGUUAAUGCUGGCGGGCUUAGGACCAUUGGGGUGCAUCCCCAAUCAGAGAGCCAGUGGCCGAGCACCGAGAGGAAGGUGCGUAGACUCGGUUAAUGAGAUGCUUGGUAGCUACAACGAAGGUCUAAAGUCACUAGUGGACCAGUUAAAUGCCAGAUACCAGGGCGCCACCUUCCUCUAUGCCAAUACUUAUGCUGUUUUCGGUGACAUCCUCAACGACCCUGCCUCCUAUGGGUUCAAGGUGAUAGAUACGGCUUGCUGUGGAUUAGGGAGGAACCAGGGACAAAUUACUUGUCUGCCAUUGGCAAUGCCAUGCGCUAAUCGCAAUGACUACUUGUUUUGGGAUGCAUUCCAUCCAACUGAGGCUGCUAAUGCUGUUUUCGCUUGGCGCGCUUAUUUAGGUCCACCUAAUGACUGUUACCCCAUCAACCUUCAACAAAUGGCUCUUCUUUAG